AUGUCGGACGACGGCUACGACGAUGUUGGCGGCGGCGGCGACGAGCCUUUGUACGAGGACGACGAUGUCCAGGAGUACUACGAUCCCGAAGUGCUCGAGGGUGACGAGGAGGGCGAGGGCACCGGCUACCAAAACGGCGACGGCGAGGAGGACAUGGACAUUAUUGUGUCGGGCGAUCCGUCGGCGGCGGCGAACCAAAAGAACGGCGGCGGCGCCAACAGCGGCCAGAGUGGCGGCCGCGUCAACAAUGUCAAGUCGCACAAGGACAAGAAGAUUCCCAACGAGCAGCGGACGACGACGCCGUUCAUGACCAAGUAUGAGCGGGCGCGCAUCCUGGGCACCCGUGCGCUGCAGAUUAGCAUGAACGCACCUGUGUUGGUGGACCUCGAGGGCGAGACAGACCCGCUGCAGAUUGCGAUGAAGGAGCUGCGCGAGAAGAAGGUGCCUCUCAUCGUGCGGCGGUACCUGCCCGACGGCUUCUACGAGGACUGGACGUGCGAAGAACUGCUGCAGUAA
Molecule: messenger RNA, 516 nt
Organism: Sporothrix brasiliensis 5110
Lineage: Eukaryota; Fungi; Ascomycota; Sordariomycetes; Ophiostomatales; Ophiostomataceae
Product: DNA-directed RNA polymerases I, II, and III subunit RPABC2
Exons: 3
Coding region: 1-516 (171 amino acids)
Biological process (GO): DNA-templated transcription
Cellular component (GO): RNA polymerase I complex; RNA polymerase II, core complex; RNA polymerase III complex
Molecular function (GO): DNA-directed RNA polymerase activity; DNA binding
Source: RefSeq, a predicted model, not a curated record